Trichosurus vulpecula (common brushtail) is the source of this 1414-nucleotide messenger RNA. Its product is annotated as putative P2Y purinoceptor 10. Lineage: Eukaryota; Metazoa; Chordata; Mammalia; Diprotodontia; Phalangeridae. Gene Ontology annotation, molecular function: G protein-coupled receptor activity. The transcript is spliced from 2 exons. Bases 145 to 1134 code for a protein of 329 amino acids. The record is from RefSeq and is a predicted model, not a curated record. Gene Ontology annotation, cellular component: membrane. Gene Ontology annotation, biological process: phospholipase C-activating G protein-coupled receptor signaling pathway; positive regulation of Rho protein signal transduction.
GCAUUUUAUCAGCAAGCUUCUGUGUCACCGGGGCCCUGUUGCUGCUCCCCAGGCUUCAUGCUGUGUCACUGAGCUGCCAGGCCAGGGUGAGCCUCAGGGAAUCACACCCAGUCUUUCCUUAAUGAACACACAUCACCAGGCAAAAUGGGCGGCAAUGGCACAAGUGAUACAACCGACAACUGCAAUAACACGAAUGUAACAUUCCAGUACUCCCUGUAUGCUAUCACAUAUAUCGUGGUCUUCAUCCCUGGCCUUCUGGCCAACAGUACAGCGCUCUGGGUCUUGUGUCGCUUCAUCAGCAAGAAGAACAAGGCCAUCAUCUUCAUGAUCAAUCUGUCUGUGGCUGACCUUGCCCAUGUUCUCUCACUGCCACUGCGGAUCUAUUACUACAUCAACCACCACUGGCCCUUCCCAAGGUUCCUGUGCCUUCUCUGCUUCUACCUGAAGUACCUCAACAUGUAUGCGAGUAUCUGCUUCCUGACAUGCAUUAGUCUGCAGCGCUGCUUCUUCCUUCUCAAGCCCUUCAAGGCCCGAGACUGGAAGCGCAGAUAUGAUAUGGCCAUCAGUGCUACCAUCUGGGUUGUUGUUGGGACUGCCUGCUUGCCCUUUCCCAUUGUGAGAAGUGUUGUUCUGGCCAACAAGUCCCAAGAUGCUUGCUUUGCUGACCUGGGAUACACACAGAUGAAUGUGGCACCCUCAGUGGCAAUGAUCAUAAUGGCUGAGCUGGCUGGCUUCGUGGUUCCUGUUGUCACCAUUGCCUGGUGCACCUGGAAGACAGUAAUAUCUUUGCAGCACCCACGUGUGGCCUGUGAAGGGGAAGCCGAGAAGCGAAAGGCUCUUCGGAUGGUCUUCUUGUGUGCUGGGGUCUUCUUCAUCUGCUUCACGCCCUACCAUAUAAACUUCCUUUUUUAUACCUUAGUGAAGGAAAAAGUUAUCACUAGCUGCCCCAUUGUUCAAAGCACACACUAUUUCCACCCUUUCUCCUUGUGCCUUGCAAGUCUGUGUUGCUGCUUAGAUCCGAUCCUUUAUUACUUCACGACUUCUGAGUUCCGUGAUCAACUCUCCCGCCAUGGUAGCUCAGUGAUCCGAUCCCGGCUUAUGAGCAAGGAGAGUGGCUCUUCAAUGGUGAGCUAAGUAAGCCCAUCCCCAAAGACUUGCUUUUCUCUCAUAUUCUUUGGCUUGUCCCUAAACCCAGAGAAAUAGCCAAGCUAUAGAUGAAGUUACUGGACACUUAGUAUGGAGGCAGUGGGCAUAGAAGGAGACAGAGAUAGGGUUUGUUUGUCUGGACUGUUUUUGUUGUUCUGAAAUUGAGGACUCUUUUAUUUAAGAGAACAAGAUUAAAGCCUGACAGAUGUCUCAGAUGGAAGAGAGAAGUCAUCUUGUUGAAAAUGUUCUUGGUAAAUUGUGGUAAUUU